Monodelphis domestica (gray short-tailed opossum) is the source of this 948-nucleotide messenger RNA. Its product is annotated as olfactory receptor 10Q1-like. Gene Ontology annotation, molecular function: olfactory receptor activity; G protein-coupled receptor activity. Gene Ontology annotation, cellular component: membrane. NCBI's taxonomy places the organism in Eukaryota, Metazoa, Chordata, Mammalia, Didelphimorphia, Didelphidae. Gene Ontology annotation, biological process: G protein-coupled receptor signaling pathway. The record is from RefSeq and is a predicted model, not a curated record.
AUGUCUUCUUCUGACCCACUCCAGCUCAACCAGUGUCUCCCCACUGAAUUUGUGUUUCAAGUAUUCACCAAUUCUCCUACAAUCCAGGCCCUCCUCUUCUGUUUCUUCCUCCUCCUCUAUGUAAUGAUUCUCUGUGGGAAUACUGCCAUCGUCUGGGCCGUGUUCACCCAUAGUUCCCUGCACACCCCCAUGUACUUCUUCCUGUCCAACCUGUCCUUUCUGGAGAUCUGUUACACCACUACUCUGGUACCAUUGAUGCUCUCCAACAUCUUUGAUAACCGGAAGCCAAUUCCACUGGCUGGCUGUGGAGUCCAAAUGUUCUUUUUUGUCACCUUGGGGGGCACUGACUGUUUCCUACUGGCUGUCAUGGCUUAUGACCGCUAUGUGGCUAUCUGCCAUCCACUGCAUUAUACUCUCAUCAUGACCCAGAGGCUCUGUAUCCAGAUGGUGGUGGGCUCCCUGAGCCUGGCUCUUUUUCUGGCCCUGCAACUCACGUCACUGGUCUUUACCUUGCCCUUCUGUGGCUACCACAGGGAAAUCAAACACUUCUUCUGUGAUGUUCCACCUGUCCUAAGAUUGGCCUGUGCUGAUACACACAUUCACCAGGCUGUAGUCUAUGUGGUGAGCAUCAUCGUCUUGACAAUACCAUUCCUGCUCAUCUGCAUCUCCUAUGUCUUCAUCACCAACACCAUCUUGCACAUUCGCUCAGCUGAGGGCCGCAAAAGGGCCUUCUCCACCUGCUCUUCCCAUCUCACUGUGGUCCUGCUACAAUAUGGCUGCUGCAGUUUGGUCUACUUACGUCCUCCAUCAAACACCCAAGAGGAUGAGGACCGGCAGCUCGCCUUGGUCUAUACCUUUGUCACUCCUCUGCUCAAUCCCCUCAUUUAUACCCUUCGGAACAAGGAUGUCAAAAAUGCUCUGAAAAAAGUCAUGACCAGCACCAGAUAA